Staurois parvus is the source of this 306-nucleotide messenger RNA. Lineage: Eukaryota; Metazoa; Chordata; Amphibia; Anura; Ranidae. The record is from the annotation of a GenBank genome assembly.
AUGUAUGUGAAAUGGUUUGAUACAGUAAUGUUUUACUAUGUGAUUUUAGUGAUUUUAGUGAAUGUCACUUUUACAACUUUCAAAUUUCCCGCCGUUCCAUCCCCCGUAUGUCCCGGGGACGGAACCCAGAUGGGAGAUGCCAGCAUCCGCCGGAUUACAUUGUCGGGGACACUGCAGGAGGGACAUCGCGAAAGCGCAGGACAAAGUAAGUGAUUGAGGGAUCCCGAAGCAGAGCCACAUGGUAAGCCCGAGUGUAGCUCGGGGUUACCGCUUGUGCUACACUCGGGAAUACCGCCAGGGAGCUUA